This is a messenger RNA of Carlito syrichta (Philippine tarsier), 2055 nucleotides long. RefSeq names its product transmembrane and TPR repeat-containing protein 1. Gene Ontology annotation, biological process: RNA processing; protein O-linked glycosylation via mannose. The transcript is spliced from 10 exons. Bases 181 to 1227 code for a protein of 348 amino acids. Gene Ontology annotation, molecular function: protein binding; mannosyltransferase activity. The record is from RefSeq and is a predicted model, not a curated record. Lineage: Eukaryota; Metazoa; Chordata; Mammalia; Primates; Tarsiidae.
GGAGUUCAUACUCUGCCUCAUAAUGCCAAGGUUCACUACAACUAUGCGAAUUUUCUGAAGGACCAAGGUCGGAACAGAGAAGCCAUCUACCACUACAGAACGGCCCUCAGAUUGUAUCCACGCCAUGCAAGUGCCCUGAACAACCUUGGGACACUGACAAGAGACACAGCAGAGGCAAAGAUGUACUACCAGAAGGCACUCCAGCUACAUCCGCAGCAUAACCGGGCUCUUUUCAAUCUGGGGAAUCUCCUUAAGUCCCAGGAGAAAAAAGAAGAAGCUAUCAUGUUACUGAAGGAUUCCAUUAAAUAUGGUCCGGAGUUUGCAGAUGCAUAUUCAAGCUUAGCUUCCUUAUUGGCUGAGCAGGAGAGGUUUAAGGAAGCUGAAGAAAUAUACCAAGCUGGAAUAAAGAACUGUCCAGACAGCUCAGAUUUACACAACAACUAUGGGGUUUUCUUAGUUGAUUCUGGCUUUCCAGAGAAGGCAGUAGCCCAUUACCAACAGGCCAUCAAACUUAGCCCCGGUCAUCACGUGGCCAUGGUGAAUCUGGGGAGACUCUACAGGUCACUGGGAGAGAACAGCAUGGCUGAAGAAUGGUACAAACGCGCCCUGCAGGUGGCACACAAAGCUGAGAUACUGUCACCUUUGGGAGCACUGUAUUACAACACUGGCCGAUACGAUGAAGCUCUGCAGAUUUACCGGGAAGCUGUGGCACUUCAGCCUUCUCAGAGGGAGCUCCGACUGGCACUGGCUCAGGUUUUGGCCGUGAUGGGUCAGACGAGAGAAGCUGAAAAGAUGACCAAUCACAUCGUGUCAGAGGACACUGGAUGCCUUGAAUGUUACCGCCUCUUGUCAGCCAUCUACAGCAAGCAGGAACACCAUGAGAAGGCACUUGAUGUAAUAGACAAGGCUCUCCAGCUGAAACCAAAGGACCCAAAAGUCAUAUCUGAACUUUUCUUCACAAAAGGAAACCAACUAAGAGAGCAGAACCUUCUCGACAAAGCUUUUGAGAGCUAUAAAGCAGCUGUGGAACUAAAUUCAGAGCAAGCACAGGCCUGGAUGAACAUGGGAGGCAUCCAGCACAUCAAGGGAAACUAUGCGUCUGCCAGAGCUUAUUAUGAGAGAGCCUUACAGCUGGUUCCAGAGAGCAAACUGCUGAAGGAAAAUCUUGCCAAAUUGGAUCGCCUGGAAAGACGAUUACAGGAAGUUCGAGAAAAGGAUCAAACGUAGCACUAUUUGACCCAGUCUUCUACGAUAAUGUGGUGCCUCUGAGAGAGGAAAAAGUGAUGGUGACCCUGCUUUCACAUCAGCAGGGGAACAAAUAUUGAAGCUUUCCUCUCAUUCCAAGUUUAGGGUGGCACAUAUGGGGACAUCUGCUGGUAAUCCAGUACUCAAGGACUUGCAUUUCCAGGAAAGAAGAUAAAAGAGCAGAAAGAUCUGAAAGGGAAGGAAAACAACAACUACACAUUUUGCAGAUUUUUGUUUGGUUUAACUCCAGAUUUCUCUUGAUAUAUUUCUAUGCUUUUGCAACCUGGAGAUCUAAUUCCAUUUCUUAGUUUAGACUUUUAUGUUCCAGAAAUAUAGAAGCUUGAAAUGCUGUGAAGGCAGAGCUUCUGUUAUUGAUGGAAUGAGAUAUUUUAAAAUUAUCUGGGGUAAGCCAUUUGGAAAAUUCUGUCAAGAAUUGGCUCCUUUAAUUCUCCAGAACCAGAAAUGAGUAUCUAAUAGUUUUUGUAGAACCUUCCAGAAUAUGUGGGGAAAGGAGCUUUUGUUAAGUGAGCUUUAUCUACUAUCUAUUUAAGGAUAUUACUAGAGCCCUUUUGUGUAUGGAUAUCUUCAUCCCUAGGGGAAUGUCAAGAAGCUUGGUACCCCUAAUUCUUUAUGGAAAUGUUUAAAAUUUUUUAAGUUCAUUACAAGUAUCACUAGAGUAGUGUUUCUACUCUAAAAUUUCAAAAGUGCAUUUGGAAUCAUAAAUGUUCCUGCCUCCAAAUAUAUUGUUAUUUUGGUGGAGAAAAAAAUAGUAUAUUCUACAUAAAAAAAUAUUAAAGAUAUUAACUGAGA